AUGGUGGCGGUGGCGGUGGUGUUGGUGGUGGGGUGGGGGUGGAGGACGUUGGAGUGGUUAUGGUGGAGGCCAAGGAGGUUGGAGAAGAUGCUCAAAGGACAAGGGCUUCGUGGAGGGCAGUACAGGCUUUUUUAUGGGGACCUUAAGGACAACGCUAGGUUGAUAAAGGAGGCAAGGUCUCAACCUUUGGCCCUUAACUCUCAUGACGUGGCUCCUCGUGUUGCUCCUCUCUUUCAUCACGCCAUGAAACUUCAUGGUAAAAUCUCCAUCACAUGGCUCGGACCUUAUCCUAGAGUGAGUUUAAUGGACCCGGAAUUAAUAAAAGAAGUACUUUCAAACAAGUUCGGUCACUUUGUGAAGCCAAACUUAACACCACUCGGAAAACUAUUAGCCCAAGGGCUUGCAAGCCAUGAAGGUGAAAAAUGGGCAAAACACCGAAGAAUUAUCAACCCUGCUUUCCAUCUUGAAAAAUUAAAGCGCAUGUUACCGGCUUUUUCGACAUGUUGUGAUGAACUAAUAAAGAGAUGGGAAAACAAGAUCAAUGCUGAGGGUUCAAUUGAGUUAAAUGUAUGGCCAGAGUUGCAAAAUCUCACUGGAGAUGUCAUCUCUAGGACUGCAUUUGGUAGUAGCUAUGAAGAAGGAAGAAGAAUAUUUCAACUCCAAACUGAACAAGCUGAGCUUGUUAUGCCAGCUUUGCAGUCUGUAUACAUUCCUGGUUACAGGUUUUUACCGACUCCAAAGAACAAUAGAAGAAAAGCAAUAGAUAGAGAGAUCAGAAUAAUACUUAGAGGGAUGAUCGAGAAAAGAGAGAAGGCCAUAAGAAUGGGAGAAAGUAGUAAGGAUGACCUUCUUGGUUUGCUAAUGGAGUCCAACAUGAAGGAGAAUGAAGAACAUGAAAGCAAGUUUAAAAACAAAGGGUUGAGUGUUGAGGAGGUGAUUGAAGAGUGUAAGCUCUUUUAUAUUGCAGGGCAAGAAACAACAUCAUCUCUUCUCACAUGGACAAUGGUUUUGCUGAGUAUGUAUCCAGAGUGGCAGAUUAAAGCAAGAGAAGAAGUUCUCCAAGUGUUUGGGAAAAACAAACCCGACAUGGAAGGCGUAAGCCGUCUAAAAACGUUGACUAUGAUACUGUAUGAAGUUCUUCGGCUAUACCCACCGGCCAUUUUCAUGACAAGAAUAACGUACAAAACAAUGGAACUUGGAGGGAUAACUUAUCCUCCAGGAGUGCUACUCUCGUUGCCGAUAAUUUUUGUUCACCAUGACUUUGAUUUUUGGGGAGACGAUGCAAAAGAGUUCAAGCCAGAGAGGUUUGCAGAAGGGAUAUCAAAAGCUUCAAAAGUUGCAGGUGCUUUCUGUCCAUUUGGUGGUGGUCCUCGUGUGUGCAUAGGCCAGGGCUUUGCACUGAUUGAAGCUAAGUUAGGUUUGAGUAUGAUCCUUCAACACUUCUCCUUUGAGCUUUCACCUUCUUAUGUCCAUGCACCAUACACUGUUAUCACUCUUCAGCCUCAGCAUGGAGCUCUAAUCAAGCUGCAUAAACUCUGAUGCUAUAUAUAUAUAUAUAUAUAUAUAUAUAUAUGAGUUUACUUUGAUUUUAGUUGUAGCAUCAUCUUGUCACAUGAAAAUAAUCAUGUCUUGGUGUGGAUGCAUGUGGCUAUAUGCUACUGACUUGAUUGUACAACACUGCCGAAUUAUAUCAAUUCCAAGGGUAUUGGGGGUGCUGCUUGUUAGAACAGAAUUGAAACUCCAUAU
This is a messenger RNA of Dioscorea cayenensis subsp. rotundata (Guinea yam), 1746 nucleotides long. RefSeq names its product cytochrome P450 CYP72A219-like. The coding region runs from base 1 to 1539 and encodes 512 amino acids. NCBI's taxonomy places the organism in Eukaryota, Viridiplantae, Streptophyta, Magnoliopsida, Dioscoreales, Dioscoreaceae. The record is from RefSeq and is a predicted model, not a curated record. Gene Ontology annotation, molecular function: monooxygenase activity; heme binding; oxidoreductase activity, acting on paired donors, with incorporation or reduction of molecular oxygen. The transcript has 5 exons.